Molecule: messenger RNA, 4289 nt
Organism: Electrophorus electricus (electric eel)
Lineage: Eukaryota; Metazoa; Chordata; Actinopteri; Gymnotiformes; Gymnotidae
Gene: msh6
Product: mutS homolog 6 (E. coli)
Biological process (GO): mismatch repair
Cellular component (GO): nucleus; MutSalpha complex
Molecular function (GO): ATP-dependent DNA damage sensor activity; mismatched DNA binding; ATP binding
Source: RefSeq, a predicted model, not a curated record
GACUCAUAGAUACCGCGCAUUUUAAGGAAUGGAAGCUUUCGGUAUUUGAAUAAUAGCCAGUAUUUUUGCGAACAGUCAUGGCAAAACAAAGCUCUAUUUUUAAUUUUUUUACAAAGUCACCGCCAUCCGUUGCGAGAAUUAAAUCGAAUCCGUCUCCAGCUAAAGCAGAUUUGCCUUCUUCAGUUUGCAAAUCCAGUAGCGUUACGUUCCCUAAAGCAGAAGCAAAAUAUGCAGCCCAACACACUAAGAAGUGUUCGUCAAAACCGAACAAGACUCUGGAUAAGGAUGGCCACGCCAAAACUGUGUCUUCAGAUCAGAGCUCUUCAUUACCUUUCCAAGCUGGUCAUCUCAUAUGGGCAAAACUAGAGGGACAUCCAUGGUGGCCCUGUAUGGUAGUGCCUCAUCCUCUGUCUGGGCAGCAGAUGAGGGGAAGAGGCCAAGAUCAGAGAGUGCAUGUUCAUUUCUUUGAUGAGCCACCAACAAGAGGCUGGGUUAGAACAAAGUACAUUCGAGAAUUUAAAGGUUCAGACUGUGCUGAUGCCAAAACAGGUGGUGUGUUCUUCAGUGGCAAACCUGUGAUUCACAGGGCAAUGGAGCUGGCUGACCGUGCGCUGCAGGACAGUCCUGAUCAGAGACUCAAGAUGCCAGUUUGCAUGGAUGCCUCUGAUGAGGAGGACGAGGAAGAGAUGGAGGUUGAAAAGUCAACACCAUCAGAUGAUGAAAUCUCAGAAGAAGAGGUUGAGAAGGUGAAGGCCAGCAGGCGUUCAUCGCGUGCUGCAGCAGAGAAUGGUCAGAAGCCCAAACGCCGACGCAUUGUGGUGGCCUCUGACAGUGAAGGCUCUGAUGAUGAGUUCAAGCCAGAUCAGGAAGGUGGUAGCAGUGAUGAGGAAGAGGAUGAUGGAGUCAGUAGUGGAGUGGAGGAGAAGGAGGAAGAGAGCAUGUCUGAAUCUGAACCAAACAGCCCUGUAAAACCAGUAAAACGUAAACGUGGGUCAGUGAAGCCUCCUAAACUAAAGAAUAAACCUAUACCCUCAAAGGCCCCCAAAAGAUCUUCUGCAAACCUUCCUUCCCUUGCAGUGAACACAAAGUCUCGUCUGUCUGCUUUCUCUGCUCCAGAAAGCUUUGAAAGUCAGGGCAGUGGUGCAGGAGGCAUGGAAGGGCCUAAUGUGUGGGACCAUGAAAAACUGGACUGGUUGCAGGAUGGCAAAAGAAAGGAUGCUCAAAGGAGGCGUCAGUCAGAUGAAGACUACAACCCCACCACUCUCUAUGUGCCCGAAGACUUCCUUAACAGGGUUACACCUGGUAUGCGUCGCUGGUGGCAACUCAAGUCAGAUAUGUUUGAUACUGUUCUUUUCUAUAAGGUGGGAAAAUUCUAUGAACUCUACCACAUGGAUGCUGUAAUUGGGGUUAAUGAGUUGGGGCUCACCUUCAUGAAAGGCACUUGGGCACAUUCUGGUUUUCCAGAGAUAGGGUUUGGCCGUUUCUCUGGUGUUCUUGUACAAAAGGGUUACAAGGUGGCUCGUGUAGAACAGACUGAGACCCCUGAAAUGAUGGAAGCACGAUGCAAGACUAUGUUACGUCCGACAAAAUUUGACCGUGUUGUUCGUCGAGAGGUAUGCAGAAUAAUCACACGGGGCACACAGACAUACAGUGUACUCGAUGGUGCGCCUUCCGAGUCCCAGAGUAAGUACCUGUUAAGUGUGAAAGAGAAAAAUGAGGAGAGUACAGGCCAUGGACACAUAUAUGGGGUUUGCUUCAUUGAUACCUCCGUGGGUCGUUUUCACAUAGGUCAGUUCCAUGAUGACCGUCACUGUUCCCGUUUACGUACUCUGUUGGCACAUUAUGCCCCAGCCCAAAUAUUGUUUGAGAGGGGCAACUUGUCUGCUGAGACACGGAAAAUUUUCAAGGUGGGUCUUCCCUCAGCCAUGCAAGAGGGUCUCAGUGUUGGCUCACAAUUCUGGGAUGCACAGAAGACCUUAAAGACAUUGGCAGAAGAUGAUUACUUUAAAGAAGUCAAGGAGGGUGGUAUUGAAACAGGAGGAUCAGCCUUCCCCAGUGCUGUAAAAGCAAUGACCUCUGAGAGUGACUCAUUAAGUCUCACUCCUAAAGAGGGAUAUGAACUUGCCCUCUCUGCAUUGGGUGGUUGCGUAUUUUAUCUUAAGAAAUGUCUGGUGGAUCAGGAGCUGAUCUCCAUGGCCAACUUUGAAGAGUAUGUUCCAGUAGAUGUGGAGAUUGAGCAAGCAGGGGGUCAGUUGAGUUUCUUCGCCCAGACUCGCCAACGCAUGGUCCUGGAUGGAGUGACACUUACUAACCUUGAGAUCCUCCAGAAUGGUUCUACUGGAGGCCCAGAAGGUACUCUGCUUGAGUGCUUGGACACCUGCUGUACUCCCUUUGGUAAAAGGCUGCUAAAACAAUGGAUCUGUGCACCCCUCUGCAACCCUGCCUCCAUAGAGGAUCGAUUGGAUGCCCUGGAAGACCUAAUGCGUGUCCCAGCACAAGCUACUGAGGCUACAGAACUCUUGAAAAAACUUCCAGACCUGGAAAGGCUACUCAGCAAAAUUCAUAGCAUGGGAAUGCCUCUCAAGGGACAGAAUCACCCAGAUGGCAGAGCCAUUCUGUAUGAGGAGGUUGUUUAUAGCAAGCGCAAGAUUGCUGACUUCCUAUCAGUACUAGAGGGGUUCAAAGUCAUGCAGGAAAUCAUAUCUCUCCUGGAGCCUGUUUCAGAAGGAUUCCGAUCUAAAUUGCUAGAUCAGGUGGUGGUAUUGAAAACAAGGAGUGAGCAAGGGCAGUUUCCAGACCUUACACCAGAGCUCAACCGCUGGGACACUGCUUUUGAUCAUCAGAAAGCUCGUACCACAGGGGUGAUUACACCCAAGGCUGGCUUUGACCCAGAGUACGAUCAGGCCCUGAGUGGAAUAAAGGAUUGUGAGGGAAGCCUGCAGGACUACCUGGAGCGACAAAAGAAGAGACUUGGCUGCAAGAGUCUGUCUUAUUGGGGCACAGGACGGAACCGCUAUCAGAUGGAGGUUCCAGACAGUGUUUCUGAGAGGACCAUCCCAGAGGAGUAUGAGGUCAGAUCCACAAAGAAGGGUUGGAAGAGAUACUCAACAAAGGAGAUUGAGCGCUUGUUCUCAGAGUUGCAGAGCUGGGAAGAAAAAAGGGAUGCAGCAUUGAAAGAUUGCAUGAGGAGGCUGUUUUACAACUUUGAUAAAAACUACAGAGACUGGCAAACAGCCAUGGAAUGUAUGGCUGUGUUUGAUGUAUUGUUAAGCUUGUCUCGAUAUAGCCAGAGUGGUGAUGGGCCAAUGGCAAGACCAGAGAUGGUUCUCCCAGAUAACACCCCUGAGUUUUCCCCUUUCCUGGAGCUAAGAGGAUCCAGGCACCCCUGUGUCACAAAAACAUUCUUUGAUGAUGACUUCAUCCCCAAUGACAUAUUUAUUGGUUGUCCUGGUACUGAGGAAGAAGGCGGCAAAGACAAGAAAGCAUUGGCCCCAUGUGUGCUUGUCACUGGGCCAAACAUGGGUGGCAAAUCCACCCUAAUGAGACAGUGUGGUCUGGUGGUGAUCUUGGCUCAGCUAGGUUGCUAUGUACCUGCUGAAAGCCUGCGGCUCACUCCUGUGGAUCGCGUGUUCACACGUCUUGGUGCCUCAGAUCGCAUCAUGUCUGGGGAGAGUACUUUCUUUGUGGAGCUCAGUGAGACAGCUAGUAUCCUUCUGCAUGUGACCAGACAUUCACUCAUCCUCCUCGAUGAACUGGGCAGGGGUACAGCCACCUAUGAUGGUACAGCCAUAGCGAGUGCAGUAGUAAAGGAGCUAUCCGAGAAGAUACGCUGCCGAACCUUGUUUUCCACACAUUACCACUCAUUAGUGGAGGACUAUGCCCAGGACCCUGCUGUCAAACUUGGCCAUAUGGCCUGCAUGGUAGAGAAUGAGUGUGAGGACCCCAGCCAGGAGACCAUCACUUUUCUCUACAAGUUCAUUGGUGGAGCUUGUCCCAAGAGCUAUGGCUUCAAUGCUGCCCGCCUGGCCAAUAUCCCAGAAGUCGUCAUCCAGUCAGGACAUCGCAAAGCCAAGGUGUUUGAGAGGAACACUGUGGCUCUCAGGAUCUUCAAGAAGCUGUGUUCAUUUCUUGAAGAUCCCACAGCCAACCAUGAACAGUUUGCUAGGCUGGUUCAGAUGAUUGUCACCCUGUAAUAAAAAUAAGAUGCACUCCCAACAUCAGUUCUUGUUCAAUUAGAAAACAAAUUUCACUACUGAAAUGAUCUAAUAAAGUUUAUUUUUAAAAAUGAA